AUGGACGACGAAACAUAUGUGAAGGUCGAACUUCAAACGGCCAAGGAUAAGUUCAGCGUUUUGGAGCAUAGCGGACUUUACUUCAAGUGUAUCCCUUCGUCAACUUUUGUCAGCGUGAACGAAUCAUCAGCUCCAGGAAAAAAAGGGAAUAAGGAGCGUGUGACGUUCAUGCCUUGCACAAAUGCUGAUGGUUCGUACAAACUUCCACUUAUGCUGAUUGGAAAGUCAAAACGACCAAGAGCACUGAAGAACGUCCGUGAGCUGCCCGUAUACUAUGCUUCUUCCAAAAAUGCCUGGAUGACUCGACAGUUAUUUAAGGAUUGGUUUUUCAAUGAGUUUGUCCCCAAAGUCACGGCAUUUUUGGAAGGUGCUAACCUGCAGGUAACGGCCCGCUUAGUUUUGGACAACUGUUCCGCACAUUGCAGCACCGACCAGCUUAGAACUGCUGAUGGAGCAUUCUCUACGACAUUUCUACCACCAAACACAGCAGCCUUGUUGCAACCAAUGGACCAAAACGUUAUCCAGAUGGUCAAGUCCAACUACAAGCAAAAGCUUAUGCGUGAGAUUCUUGGACGCCAAGGAGAAUUCGAUGACAUGGUGAAGCGAAUUAGCAUCAAGAAUUCGAUGAUGACGAUGACAUUCCGUUGUCGGUUGUACGACAAUGCCGUGCAGGAAGAGGACAUGGAGUUUGACGUCCUGAACGACGAUGAUAUUGUAAACGUCGUUUUGAACCCAAACACAUCGUUUUACGAUUGCAACAAUACGGUUUCAACUGUCGAAGGGGCAAAUGCGUUAUCAGUGUUGGAACCGCAUCAGAAUGAUAUGGAUGACGAUGCUGGAAGCUCUGUUUCACAUGGAACAGCUUUAUCUGGAAUCGAUCAAGUAAUUGCUUGGGCAGAGGAGAAUGGACUACCAUUGGAAUCACAGUUCCUGCUGCGAGAAAUCUAG
This is a messenger RNA of Uranotaenia lowii, 948 nucleotides long. RefSeq names its product jerky protein homolog-like. The record is from RefSeq and is a predicted model, not a curated record. Gene Ontology annotation, cellular component: nucleus. Gene Ontology annotation, molecular function: DNA binding. Bases 1 to 948 code for a protein of 315 amino acids. NCBI's taxonomy places the organism in Eukaryota, Metazoa, Arthropoda, Insecta, Diptera, Culicidae. The transcript has 4 exons.